Xenopus tropicalis (tropical clawed frog) is the source of this 2954-nucleotide messenger RNA. RefSeq names its product transforming acidic coiled-coil containing protein 3 (gene tacc3). NCBI's taxonomy places the organism in Eukaryota, Metazoa, Chordata, Amphibia, Anura, Pipidae. The record is from RefSeq and is a predicted model, not a curated record. Gene Ontology annotation, cellular component: cytoskeleton. Gene Ontology annotation, biological process: mitotic spindle organization. The transcript has 16 exons. Bases 123 to 2819 code for a protein of 898 amino acids.
AAUUCAAAAAAAGUACAUGGUCAAAAAGCGUCUGAGGCGCAGCAGGCUUGCACAGAUACCCGCCGGGGUGCAUAAAGGUUUAAAUAGCGCGGUGCCGGCAGCUCAGGCCUUCUUCUCGCAGAAUGAGCCUACAAAUCAUAUACGAUGAAAAUGCAGGAAAUGAUAUAACUGCAGAGAAGUGCGACUUGUUGUUUAGUCCUCCAACUACCGGCCGACCUUCUAUCCUACGGCCCUCGCAGAAAGAUAAUCUGCCACCAAAAAACACUCUUAAAAGCAUAAAGGUGAGUUUUCAGACACCGAUGCGAGACCCCCAGACUCACAGAAUUAUGACACCCAGUGUUGCAAACAAGCCAGAGAGUGGCUUCUCGUUGGAUGCUUGUACACAAGCACUGGAGCAGCUGCACUUGUCUGUGUCCACUAGCUGUGGAACAAAUCCAGAAGAAAUGAUUACCUCUGUUUCCAACAACCAGCCUGGAACUGAUGAUUUACCUGUAAGGACUGCUGGGGCAUAUAGCAUUGAUUUUAACAACUUGGAUGACAUGAACCCAUUUAAGAGUAAAACACAAAUGCUAAACUCCCCAAUAAAAGCUGAUCUUCCAAGCCCUAUGGAGAAAAUAGAAACCAACACUCCUGUAAUUCUAGCAGAUAAAGACACCAUUUGGUCAGAGGCUUUGAAUUCAUCUGCAGCAAAUCUGGAUUCCCCAGUCACAGUUCAGUUCUCUUCUGAAAGCAGCACCUUGGGUGUAUCGGAUAAAGCUGCCCUGGAUGACACCCUUCCUUUCUCUGAGUCCGGCCUUAAAGAUGCACGUGGGUCGGAUACAUCAUCCAAUAAUGCAGAAGAGCCGAUAUUAUUAGAAAAGGACAUUGCUGCUGUGACAAGUUCAGCAAAUAAUGAAGCUAAUGCCCAAAGUCCACCUCUUGUCCCUAAAGGCUCAUACAGUUUUGACCUUGAUCAGAUUGAAAUGAUUGAUCCUUUUAAAACCGGAGGUUCCAAGCUUCAGAAUUCGCCAGCAGGGGAAAAGAAAAAUCCGCCAGAAGAUACAAAUGAGGCCAAAGCUGAACCAGUGAAGCUGGAGUUUAAUUUUGGUGAUGGCGAUGCUCCUGCAAGAAAACCUCCACCCAAAAAACUAGGAAAGAGACCACCUUUUAAAACUGCAACCAAGAAACCAGCUCCGAAACAGGAAAUUGUAUCCGAAACACCAGAAGAGCAAACUGCAAAGCCACCAGAAGAGCAAACUGCAAAGCCACCAGAAGAGCAAACUGCAAAGCCACCAGAAGAGCAAGCCAUUGUUCCAAAGGCAUCUUAUAAAUUUGACUGGGAGAAGUUUGAUGAUCCAAAUUUUAAUCCUUUUGGAUGUGGCGGUUCAAAGAUCUGCAGCUCUCCUAAGGGCCAAAAGACAGCCAGCGAAGAGCAAAGUGCCGGCAUACAGGACAGUACAUCCAAAGCAGAAUGCUCUGAAACUGACAUGGCACCACCUGAGAAUGAAGAUGGGAAGAAGGACCUUGGGGAAACAGAGCCUGCCCAGGAUUCUGUUGCUCCUGAAGAUAAAUCAGAAGCAGAAAAUACAUCUGUGGCUUUAAGUAAUGUAACACCACAUGAGCCAGCUGCUGAUUGUUCCCCUGUGCAAAAUGAGACACAACCAGAAGUUUCUACAGUCAGUGAUGAACAUUUCCAAAAGGAACUGGACCUUACAAGUUCAAAUUUGACUGAUCCAAUAAUAAAUGGAACAGAUAUGGCGUUUAACUUACCCACAGAUGCAGACUUUUUCCCAGCUGCAGAUAUGGACUUUAAACCAGCUUCAGAAAUUUUCCCUGGCGGAUUUGGUCAGCCCAUUGAAAUCGAUUAUCUAGAGAAUUUUGGCAGUAAUUCAUUUAAGGAAUCGGCGCUUAGGAAGCAGUCUCUCUAUCUGAAAUUCGAUCCCUUGUUGAGGGAGUCUCCAAAGAAAAAUGCUGCAGGCAACAACUUGAUUACCAGUCUUCCACUGAAAAGCAGUUCGGAGCUUUUUGGGACAAUACCAGAAGCCAACUUCCCCCUUAUCCAAUCUAUCGAAAAUGAGGAAAAACCUAAGGGACUGGAUCUUCUGGGGACUUUCACAGUUACGGACACUGCUCCUUUAAUUGUUGGUGCUCCAUGCAGUGGUCCUGUUCAAGAUCCUUUCCUUCUAAAUUCUGAUGCCAUUGUUGAGGUGCUGAAGUACAGCCAAAAAGACAUGGAUGCAGCAAUAGAAGCAGUGCGGUUAGAGGUUCAAGAAAAGGAGUUGGAAGUACUGGAGUGGAAGAACAAACAUGAAAAGCUCUAUCUUGAAUACGUUGAAAUGGGGAAAAUUAUUGCGGAAUUUGAAGGCACCAUCACACAAAUGCUAGAGGACUCUCAAAGGCAGAAAGAAAUGGGCAAACUUGAGCUCAGUAAAGUGUUGCAAGAGAAGCAGCAAGUCCAGGUGGAUCUAAACUCUAUGGAAAAGUCUUUCUCUGAGAUGUUUAAGAGAUUCGAGAAACAGAAGGAGGUGCUGGAAGGAUACCGGAAGAACGAAGAGGCACUGAAAAAAUGUGUAGAGGACUAUCUGGCGAGGAUUAAAAAGGAAGAGCAGCGCUACCAAGCCCUGAAGGCCCACGCUGAGGAGAAACUCAAUAGAGCGAAUGAGGAGAUUGCUCACGUCAGGAGUAAAGCCAAGGCUGAAGCGACAGCUCUGCAGGCGACACUGCGCAAAGAGCAAAUGAAGACUCAGUCCCUGGAGCGCUCCCUUGAGCAAAAGAGUAAAGAAAAUGAUGAGCUGACAAAGAUAUGUGAUGAUCUUAUUUUAAAGAUGGAGAAGAUCUGAGCCGCCAAGGCAGAACUUUGUAUAUGUAUGUUUGUCUGUCUGUCCAAUUAUGUAUGUUCAGCACUAAAUAAGGUUUAACUUAUGGGAACAAGUGUGUAGGUUUUAACAAAUAAAAUGACAUUACUACAAACGUCA